Molecule: messenger RNA, 2679 nt
Organism: Spathaspora passalidarum NRRL Y-27907
Lineage: Eukaryota; Fungi; Ascomycota; Pichiomycetes; Serinales; Debaryomycetaceae
Gene: MSK1
Product: lysine--tRNA ligase
Exons: 1
Coding region: 671-1603 (310 amino acids)
Biological process (GO): mitochondrial lysyl-tRNA aminoacylation
Cellular component (GO): mitochondrion; cytoplasm
Molecular function (GO): lysine-tRNA ligase activity; tRNA binding; ATP binding
Source: RefSeq, a predicted model, not a curated record
UUUACACACAAUGUUACGAAUCGCACGCUUCAACUCAUUAAGAUCAACUAGAUGCAUACGGCCAAGUGCACCGGUUCGUUUUAAAUCUACAGCAACGAAGCAACACGUUGAUCUCUCAAUUGCCAAUCGUAAGUCCACCAUCGUCUCCCAAACGGAGCAGUACUACCCACCGAUUGACAAAGUGAGAAGCAAAUUCCCCAAUACUAAACUCAUACGUAUAUCCCAAUUCGUCAACCAAUUCGAUUCAUUUGAUUUCAGCGCUCUUGAACACAAACGAACUGCAGAACAGUAUAACCUUGAAGGGAGAAUAGUUAGUAUUCGUGCCCAAUCCAAGGGGCUAUUCUUUAUCGAUAUUGUGCAAGAUGACGUUCAAGUUCAAGUCAAGGCCCUUAAUCAAAUAUUGAACAUGGAGAAAGAAGAAUUCGGAAAGGUUAACCUGUGGUUUAAAGUCGGCGAUUACAUUAGUUGUAAUGGGUAUGCGUCCCGUACUCCUGCAGGUCAGUUGACUUUAACUUUAAGUGAUCCUAUUGAAAUCUUGUCUCCUGUAUUGCACGAGAUUCCCAACAAACUCGUGGACAAAGGUAAUAUAAGCUCCCAUCGAUGUGUUAACUAUUUGGUCAAUCCGGAGAGUAAACACCCUAUAAUUGCCAAAUCACAGUUAAUCCAAUCCAUGAGACAAUUCUUCAUAAAUCGGCAAUUUUUGGAAGUGCAAACUCCAAUAUUGAGCGGUGAAGGAACAGGGGCACUUGCAUCCCCCUUUGUAACUCAUAUGAAAAAUACCGAAUCUACCCCGGUGAGAUUAAGGGUCGCUCCUGAAUUGUGGUUAAAGAAAUUAGUCAUUGGUGGAUUUGACCGAGUUUUUGAAAUUGGUCCUAAUUUCAGAAAUGAAGGAAUCGAUCGAACCCAUAAUCCGGAAUUCACCAGUUGUGAAUUCUACCAAUCGUUUACUAGUUUGUCUGAAGUGAUGAAAUUGACGGAAGAUUUAUUUGCUCAUUUGUACAAAACAUUGCCUAAUAUGGAGCAUUUACAACUGUUUAAUAGGGAAUUCCCCAAAUACGAAUUUGUUCCAACUAUCGAAGCCAAAACAGGAGUAUCAAUGCCAAAGAAUUUUACCGUGGAAGCCUUGUAUGACUACUUUCAACAAAUCAACUUGGCACCAUUGCCCAACCCCAAUCCAGUAGCAUUACUUGACAGAUUAAGUCAAGUAUACCUUGAGUCUAUCUCAUUGGAGACUCCCAACACACCAAUAAUCAUAUACAACCAGCCGGAAAUCAUGUCUCCCUUGGCCAAAUCAUCCCAGGGUAUCUCACACAGAUUUGAAUUGUUCAUUAAUGGACAAGAGUAUGUAAAUGCAUAUGAAGAAGAAAAUUCGCCCGUGGAUCAGUAUGAAAAAUUCAAGAUCCAACAAAGGGCCAAGGACGAAUAUAAGGAUGACGAUAGUAUUGUUCCUGACUGGGAAUAUGUCAAGAGUAUGGAAUAUGGAUUGCCACCUACUGGAGGAUGGGGGUGUGGAGUUGACAGAUUGGCAAUGUUGAUUAGUGGCUGUGAUAGAAUUGAUCAAGUUUUACCAUUUGGGAACUUGAAAGAUGUUAUUAGACAAUAGACACGAUUUGUCAUACCAUUAUUGUAUAUACUGUAAAUAGAACCGAAAUCUACGUGAAUAAUAUUCUAAUCUCGUAUAUUAAUGCAAAUGCAAAUGCAACUUACCUAGCAACUUACCUAGCUAUGAUGACUACUCUAAAAACUCUUGGAAAUCUCAUACAUUGCUUCUUUAUGAUUUAACAAAGUUCUAGCAGCACGACUCAUGGCCUUCUUCUUGGAAGAGUCUUCCGCUGAAACAAUUGUAACCCCUCUAAUCUUCAACGUAACAAUAUGUUUAUUAUCACUGGUUUUUGAAACAAUGUAUGUUGGUUGAACCCGAGCUUUUUUACCGAUUAAUGCAUACAACUCAUUUUUAGCCUCAUGAUCCAAUGGCAAGGAAUAAUCUGGUUCUAAUGGGAAGCAACUGGUACGGAUAGGUGAUGGCGGUGGCAAUGGGGGUAAUUUUGCCGCUUCGGCUAAUUCCUGUUGAAUCUGCUUAAGCUUCUCUUCCCGUUUGAGUUCCUUUAAUUCAUUACGACGUUUACGAAUGGGUAAUUCGAUUUCUUGUCUGUGAAGAUAGUACUUUUCCAACUUCUCUUCAUGAGACAAUGCAUCCAUGGCAGCACGAAGACUAGCUUCCUUGAUUGAAUUACCAGAUCCAGAUCCGAGAAGUUCACCUUCCAUGGUACAAUUAACCACGAAAUCCACGCCUGUAACGGGAUUCCCCUGCUGAAUGGUUCUGUAUUGCGGGUGGGAUUCAUUGGUACCAAUCAUGGAGUACAAUUGCGUCUUGGCCUCACGGUCAAUUGGAGGUUUGAUAUAUGUGUCCCGCAAGUUGUUAAGCAUGGGAGUAUACAAUUGGUCCAACCAUUGACGAAUAUCUUCAAGAUCAAGAUCGCGCUCCACGGCCAAGGCCCCAAUAUAUGCUUCAAAUACAUCGGCAAAUAGCUUUUGAUCAGGAGUCACAGCCAAGUCAACGAUGGAAGUUUUGAGUCGUUUAUCCAUUCCAUAAGCUAAUGAAAAAUGACCCAAGGUCUUGUUGUUGACUAGAUCAGAUCUAAUCUUCAGCAAUUGACCUUCAGAUGCAGUGGUGAACAU